AUGUACCUGACGGAGAACUGGUACGGAAGCAGUCGUAUCCGAAAACGAUCCACCCCCGGCGGCAUGACAUCGAGAGCCAAGAGGAUUGCGACUCCACCCUACAACUGCACUGCACCUGGUGCGCCGUCCUGCCUACCUGCCCGCAGGGUAGUGUUCCUGAAGAUGCACAAAGCGGGUAGCUCCACCGUAUUCAACAUCCUGCUACGUUACGCAGCCGAGGAAGGCCUAGUCCUGGCGCUACCGCAUUCACCAGCUCAUUUUCAGCAUAGCACUGCGAAGCUGUUUGACCCUGCACAGUUGCUGAACCUGACCGCGGCCGGCAUGUCCUCAAGCCUGGUAGCUAUGCACAUGCGCUUUGAGCGCGAGGCGCUGUUGUCGGUGACUGGAAACGAGACGCGCUUUGUGACCAUCGUGAGGCGGCCGGUGGACCUGUUUCGCUCCUUGUACGACUACUACGCUCUUCAGCGCCACUUCGGCGACGAGCCACUCGAACAGUUUGUCUUCAACGAAAAGCACGUCCGUGAACUUCAAACGACGCGUUUCGCCGGAAACCUCGGCUUCAACCAGAUGGCGUUUGACCUAGGCAUGGACCCGGAAGAUUUUGACAACCAAGAAAAGGUGGCUGAGCUCAUUUCCAUCGUCGAGUCGACAUUCGACGUGGUGAUGGUUGCCGAGCGAUUCACCGAGUCUCUUGUCCUGCUACGCCACAAUCUGUGCCUUCCAAGCCUGCGCAGCGUCGUAGCGUUUCGGAAGAACGCCCUUCAAAACCGCACCACCCUGACAUCGCGGGUAGCCGCUCGGCUCGCCGAGCUCAACGCAGCCGACACGCGCAUCUACGAGCACUUUGCGCGCCGCCUGGAGCGUCAGCUGCAGGCUCUUGGUGUGGAGCAUGUUGCCUCAGAAGUGACCAAUAUUGAGGCCGCCACGCAGCACUGGCAGGAGCGCUGCGUCGAUUCCACUACCACGGGUCGUCGGGUAGUGGCGCACAAACUACGAGAAGGCAUGGACAAUGACGACACCUGUCAUCGCCUCGCUCUCUCUGAGAUAGAGUUCACGAAGGAGCUACGCUGGACGCAGACACGCCUAGCAAGGCAGAGAACUGGCUUUUUCUACGAGUGACACUAUCUUUGAAUCUUGUAAACGCCUUUACUACUACGUAAUUCUGUACGGCCAGUCUGAUCUAUGGCUUUUUGAUUUUCAUAGUGACUUUUGUGGGUUCUCGGUGUUUUCUUAGGUUCUUUACACAACAUUGUAGCAGUGUUGUGGUUAAGGUUGUGGUUUUGCUGUAAUUUAUCUACGUGAAUAUGACAGAAGCUGUGCUAUACUCAUGAGCCAUGUACAAGAAAUUGUUGCUUGUUGCUAAAUGUUUUUAGAACAUUUAGAAUGUCAAAUAAAGUACGGAG
Messenger RNA from Rhipicephalus sanguineus (brown dog tick), 1403 nucleotides. RefSeq names its product galactose-3-O-sulfotransferase 4. Gene Ontology annotation, cellular component: membrane. Gene Ontology annotation, molecular function: galactosylceramide sulfotransferase activity. The transcript is spliced from 4 exons. The record is from RefSeq and is a predicted model, not a curated record. Bases 1 to 1119 code for a protein of 372 amino acids. Lineage: Eukaryota; Metazoa; Arthropoda; Arachnida; Ixodida; Ixodidae. Gene Ontology annotation, biological process: glycolipid biosynthetic process.